GCGUUAAAAGUACAUACAGCCUGGUCCGUGUAUUGCAGGUUAACCGCAAAUGAUCUUACCUUGUACACCUUUGACUCUAGAGAGUUUACUUACUCUAGUAUACAUCGUAUAGAAUAACACGUGUUGAAAGAAGAAGUUUUUACGGCGACAUGCUUAUGCGGACAGUACUACCCGCUACAAGGCUGUUGGGCAGUUCAUGCGCCGAAGUUAUGGUGGGGCAUUUCGGCGUCCCUUCUUCCAUGGAACAGAAAGGCGGUUAGCAAGUCUGAUCGGCACAGACAAUAUCGUCUACAGCCCAAGGCCCUCUGUCCCCUGUCCCCACUUGUCUCUUGGGAAAUAUCUGAUGGGAAAACUGGAAGAGCAUGGAAACCAAGAAGCACUUAUGGAUAUCCCUACGGGCAGGCGCAUGUCAUUUACGCAGCUCCGUGACGCCGUUAUCCGGGUGACCAGCGCCCUGUCUAAACUGGGAAUCAAGAAAGGGGAUGUAGUGUUAGUGUGCUCUACUAACUGCCUGGAGUUUCCUGUGCUGUGUGUAGCUGUUCUCAAUCUAGGCGCAGUUUUCUCCCCUGUCAACCCAGCUUCCACAGUGGAUGAUUUGCAACGACAGUUAGAGUUGUCUCAGGCCUCAUGCGUUGUCGGAGGAAACGGUCUUACUGUGAACAUAGACAGAGCAAGUCAGGGCAACACAGCGGUAAAGAUGAAGAUUGUUUUUGGUUGUGCCGAAGGCUGGAUUCCCUUUUCGGUGCUAAUGGAGGAUGAUGGACGUUCUUACUCGCAUCCUGAGCCAGUCGACCCAUUCCAGCACAUGGCCUUUCUGUCGUACUCUAGUGGAACAACUGGUCUGCCCAAAGGUGUUAUGCUUACUCACCAUAACGUUCUUGUCAACAUGAUGCAGUUCAGCCAGUCAUUCCCAACUCAAGCUGGAGAAGACAAGGUUUUGGCUUAUCUGCCAUUUUACCACGCUUACGGGCUGAUUGUAAAGAUCCUGAACUGCCUAAAUGGAGGAUUGUCAAUGUCCAUUGUCCCCAGGUUUGACGAGUCUUUCCUCCAGACGAUGUCGCAAGAAAGAAUCACAAUUCUGCACCUAGUGCCGCCGGUUUGUGUGUUCAUGCUAAAGCACCCGGACAUCCGUCAAUACGACUUGUCUGCGAUACGAGCCGCUUUAUGUGGGGCCGCGCCCAUUGGAGGGGACCAGGUGGCUGAAUUCAGAGAGAGAUUCGGUAUAGAAGACUUUAUCCAAGGGUAUGGUCUAACUGAGACUUCACCAUUAGCCACAAUUGAUUGCCGUCCAGUUCGCGUCGGAUCCGUGGGCCAGGCUAUGUCCAGUGUCACCUUAAAGGUAGUAGAUCUGGAAACAGGAGAGUCGCUGGGACCGGGACAAAGCGGUGAAAUAUGCAUCAAGGGACCGAACGUUAUGGCUGGUUAUUACCGCAAUCCUGAGGCUACAGCAAACGCUAUUAAAGGAGACUGGCUGCAUUCAGGUGACAUCGGUCAUUUUGAUGAAGAUGGAUAUUUCUUUGUCACAGAUCGUGUCAAAGAACUGAUCAAGUACAAAGCCCAACAGGUUGCCCCCGCUGAAUUGGAAGGCCUGUUACUGACUCAUCCCUGGGUACGAGAUGCAGCUGUAAUCGGUGUCCCCGAUCCCGAGGCAGGGGAACUCCCAAGAGCCUACGUCGUCCUCAAGCCAGGUGUCCCCAGUGACGUCACGGCGGAAGCUAUUAAAAAAUUUGUCGAUGAGAAAGUGACAAGUUUUAAACGACUUCGCGGAGGGGUGGGAUUCCUGGAGAGUAUUCCCAAAUCACCAUCAGGGAAAAUCUUGCGGAGAACGUUGAAAUCUCAGCUUUAGUGAAACUAUCCAGCGAAUGAAGUCAAUUCCAAAGUUUCCGCCAUGUAACAUUGGAAGUGGUAUUAGCCUACCAACUGCCAAAUUCACUACGGAGAUGGCCUUAACAUUGACAUUUACAGUGGUAUGACAGGACGGUAAAUGAGAAGUGAUAUAUAUGAUGAAUGCCUCCCAGGAUAACCCUAAGCUCUAACCCAGAUACAUAUGUACUCAGCAGGGCAGUAGUCCAUGUAACUUUACCAGUUUAAGUACAGCGCCACUGAACGACUAUGCCUGGAAGUUUACUUCCCUCCAGCUCUUUCGUGCGUUUGUGCGUGAGCGAUUUACUAAAGGCAAAGAAAACAUUAAUCUGAAGAAUAUGUCAAUAUAGUUCAAUUUAUAUUUUUAGAAUUUUUUCAACGUAGUAAACUACAUUUGAAAUUUUGGAUUAGUCUGUGGCCUUCUUUGACCAUAUUUGGACCAAUGACCAGUCACAUCAGGUUUUAAUCACGUAACACACGUAGGCUGGGGUGAAGAUGAC
Messenger RNA from Liolophura sinensis, 2363 nucleotides. RefSeq lists its product as uncharacterized. The transcript is spliced from 11 exons. The record is from RefSeq and is a predicted model, not a curated record. Gene Ontology annotation, molecular function: CoA-ligase activity. The coding region runs from base 197 to 1846 and encodes 549 amino acids. Lineage: Eukaryota; Metazoa; Mollusca; Polyplacophora; Chitonida; Chitonidae.